CUUGCAAAAGCAAACUGCCUUGCGCGACAAAUGACACAUUUUUGUCAGCCAACGGGUCUGCAACUUAGGAGGGGAAGCUGCAGGAUUUCGCUGCUCAGUUUGCGGGUGGCUUUUUUUUUUGCAGGAAGUGACUGAGCACUAGCAGGGUUCCUCUUUGUCAGGAUCGCCGCUCGAAGCCAAUGGGUGGACACUGAAUGUGGCUUUACAUGCCACUAAUUUCCCCGGGGCUAAAAUGCCUGAAAUCACUGUCCCAGCCUUGCCUCCUCUCUCCCCUCUCUCCCCAAAUGCCUAUGGGACUCUGGAUUUUAAUGCACAGCCUGAGGGUCCAGGCCGAUCUCCAACCAAAAGAUCUUACCUCACCGUGGCUGUGCUGUGCUAUCUCAACCUGGUGAAUUAUAUGGACUGGUUUCUCGUGGCAGGAGUGCUUCUCGACAUACAGAAAUAUUUUGGACUUGGCGACAGCAGUGCGGGCUUGUUGCACACAGUUUUCAUUCUUUGCUUCUUGUUCUCGGCACCUCUCUUUGGAUACCUUGGCGACCGAUACAGACGGAAAAUCAUCCUCGCUGCUGGAAUAUUGCUCUGGUCAGGUGUUACCCUCGGUAGCUCAUUCAUCACUCAGUCGAUGGCCUGGCUGUUCUUUGUUUCGCGGGGCCUUGUGGGUGCUGGCACCGCCAGCUAUUCCACCUUAGCUCCCACCAUCAUUGCUGACCUCUUUGAGAAAGACCACCGGACAUGGAUGCUUUCCCUUUUCUAUAUCUUCAUCCCAGUUGGAAGUGGCCUUGGUUACAUCUUGUCAUCUGGAAUGACCCAGGCGACCGGCCACUGGAGCUGGGGUUUCCGAGUUACUCCCUGUAUGGGGAUUGUGGGCUUGGUUCUCCUCAUUCUCUUGGUUCCGGAAUCAGCUGACCACGCUACCAAGAAGCCGUCGGCCACCAAGGAAAACGACCAGACCUCCACCUGGCUCCAGGACGUCUCCUCCCUCUGUAAAAACCAGAGCUUUAUGUGGUCCUCCUUGGGCGUCACGACCAUGGGCUUCGUCACCGGUGCUCUUGGUUUCUGGAUCCCGCUCUUCCUCUACAGAGCUCAACUCAUCCACCACAGUGUACCUCCGUGUGAGAAGGAGGAAUCUUGUAACACCGCCAACAGCCGGAUAUUUGGAGGAAUCACCAUCGCCACCGGCAUUUUGGGGGUCGUCAUUGGUGCCGAAGCUGCCCGAAGAUACAAGAAGAUUAAUGCGAAAGCCGACCCUCUGAUCUGUGCCCUGGGCUCGCUCACCUCAGCGCCGUGCAUGUAUCUGGCCAUCAUCUUGGCUCAGGACAGCAUCCUAACAACAUACAUUUUUAUUGCCCUCGCAGAAUUUCUUUUAUCUUUGAACUGGGCCGUCGUGGCUGAUAUCCUCUUGUAUGUCGUCAAGCCAAGUUGCCAAUCGACCGCCAUGUCGCUGCAGAUUUUCCUCAGCCAUUUGCUGGGCGAUGCUGGAAGCCCCUACCUCAUCGGAAUUAUUGCUGAUGCAAUCAAAGCCCAGCAGGCAGACCACACCUACAUCUGGGACUUCCGAAGCCUGCAAUACAGCCUUGUUGUAUGUACGUUCGUUGGUGCCCUCGGAGGAGGAUGUUUUCUGAUGACUGCCCUUCACAUUGAAAAAGAUCAGCUAAAAGCUGCCCAGCUACCUCCACCACCAUCAUCCAUCCAAGGCAUUGAAAACAAAACCUAUAUCUCACAGGAUGAAAGCCUCUGAAUGAAUCUUUCUAUGACAUAGCACUAUUUGGUGGAGAAGAAAAUGCUGGAAUUAUAAGCCGCCAUAUUGACAGUUCCCUCCAUCUGAUGGUAGGGAACGUCUGUGACUGACGUCUUAAUAUGGCAUUCAAAUCAUGCUUUAAAUUACAGUAUGUGGCAACCCCUCCAAAUCUCUCCUCUUGAAAACUGGCAGAAGAGUUUGCCAAGGAAGGCGAGGGCAGUGGAAGCCGAGAGCAUCACUGAGCUGUCAGAGAGAAAAUUCCUUCUGCAGAAAACAGGACCUGUACAGAAUAGCACAAAUGACUGGCAGAUGGAAGCCCAUCAUUCCCUGGAAGCUCGAGAUGAGGCAGCUCCUUCUACAGCUGGGGUAGGCAAGGUGUGGGUGCCUGUAGCCCUCCCCUCUCACACACCUUGGUUCCCAAUGCACCCCUCAGCACCCUUGUUUGUCAAACUGGGAAAUGACUUCCCAUCGCUUCUGGUUUCCAGGAGAAAUACAAAAAUCUCAUCCGAGCCCUAAAACAGGUCCAUGUGGGGGUCCGUGUCCCCGGGAGAAGAAGGAAGCAGUUCCUGAUCUUAUGCCAACCACUGUCUCUAUAUAGAGAUGAGUCUUUCUUAAAACUGAAUCACCAGGGGUCCCCUGGAAAAAUGCCCGUGCUGCAGGGUGGGUUAUUUCCCAAACUCCUCCUCCAUGUGUUUCUUGGGACUGAAGUCACAGCCAGUUCUAUACAGAGCUAACGUUUGGCAUUCCGGCGGGUUCUGGGAAUUGCAGUUCCAUCAGGCUCAAGGGCUAGAAUCCUGUGGCUCACAUAUGCCAGGGUGUAAACACAGUGGCAUAAAUCUCAGCCACACGUGGCUGCUAGGAAAGGUGUCGCUGCUCAUAUUCCUUGUCAUGCAUCAGUUACAUGGUCUGGCACACAGCAAAGAAUACAAGUGUUGACUUAUUAACCAGCAGCACUUCGUCAGUGAGAUCUCCACCAUUUCACUUGGGUACCUAAGCAUCUGAAUUCAAGCUGCACUUCCCAAACUCUUGAGUUUGACUCUCAAAUUAAAAUUUAAAAAAUGUCA
Molecule: messenger RNA, 2802 nt
Organism: Pogona vitticeps (central bearded dragon)
Lineage: Eukaryota; Metazoa; Chordata; Lepidosauria; Squamata; Agamidae
Product: SPNS lysolipid transporter 3, sphingosine-1-phosphate (putative)
Biological process (GO): transmembrane transport
Cellular component (GO): membrane
Molecular function (GO): transmembrane transporter activity
Source: RefSeq, a predicted model, not a curated record